CCAUUGGUUGAAAAACUAGGUUAGUGGUCCGACAGGCAUGACGGUGAAGAGAAACUGGGUCACGGAUCGAAAAUCGUUUAUGUCACAGUUCUGUGGGGUUCACAUUACACAUUACCCAACGACUUCCAAUGGAUAGACUAAUCUUACUGUGGCUAUUGUGUAUAUGGUUUGCAACAACUGUUUAAAGAUCAGCAAACAUCCACGUCCAAGUGAUCACAUUAAAUCAGAUAAACUAGGUCAGGCUGAAUUAUACCAGACAGAACCACAUCAGAAUCGAGCAGGCCAGAUUGAUCCAGUCGAUACCAGGCCUAUACAGGAGGCCUGUUCAAGUUUCCUAUACAGUUGAGGGCUCUAGAGUGGAUGGAAGGAGAUGAUUUUAACACAGAGGCUGUGAUGAACAUCUGUGAUGACCUGAUGGCAGACCAAAGGAUGGACAUUUCGUCUACAAUGACUGACUUUAUGUCUCCCAGCUCCACUGACCUCAUCUCCAGCUCCAUCAGCACACCUGGCAUGGACUACACCCGCAAGAGGAAGGGAAGCACAACUGACUACCAAAUUGAUGCCUUCUCGUUUGAUGACCCAGACAAGGAUAAACUUGGAAGUGACCAGCAGGGCCGGAUUAAGAAUGCCAGAGAGGCUCACAGCCAGAUUGAGAAGCGUCGCCGGGACAAGAUGAACAGCUUUAUCGAUGAGCUAGCCUCACUGGUGCCCACAUGUAAUGCCAUGUCCCGCAAGCUGGACAAGCUGACUGUCCUGCGCAUGGCUGUUCAGCACAUGAAGACACUUAGAGGUGCUGCAAACCCAUACACAGAGGCCAACUACAAGCCUUCUUUUCUCUCAGAUGAUGAACUCAAGCACUUAAUACUAAGGGCUGCUGAUGGUUUCCUGUUUGUGGUUGGUUGUGACCGUGGCAAGAUUCUUUUUGUUUCUGAAUCAGUCUACAAGAUUCUUAACUACAGCCAAAACGACCUGAUUGGUCAGAGCCUAUUUGACUACCUUCAUCCCAAGGACAUUGCGAAGGUCAAGGAGCAGCUGUCCUCUUCCGAUACAGCCCCAAGAGAGAGGCUGAUUGAUGCUAAAACUGGUCUUCCAGUGAAAACAGACAUCACUCCUGGUCCAUCCAGACUUUGUUCUGGAGCCAGGCGGUCAUUUUUCUGCAGGAUGAAGUGCAACAGGCCUUCCGUCAAAGUAGAAGAUAAAGACUUUCCUUCUACCUGCUCAAAGAAAAAAGCAGACCGAAAGAGCUUCUGCACCAUUCACAGCACAGGGUACCUAAAGAGCUGGCCACCCACUAAAAUGGGCCUUGAUGAAGACAACGAGCCAGAUAAUGAGGGCUGCAACCUGAGCUGCCUGGUGGCCAUUGGCCGUCUGCACCCCCAUAUUGUACCCCAGCCCAGUCUGGCAGACAUCAGGGUCAAGCCCACAGAGUAUGUCUCCAGGCAUGCCAUUGAUGGCAAAUUUGUCUUUGUUGACCAAAGAGCCACGGCCAUCCUAGCAUAUCUACCGCAGGAGUUGCUGGGAACCUCCUUCUAUGAAUAUUUCCACCAGGACGACAUUGGCCAUCUGGCAGAGUGUCAUAGACAAGUGCUGCAGGUGAGAGAGAAAAUCAAUACCAACUGUUACAAAUUUAAAAUUAAAGAUGGCUCAUUCAUCACACUGAGGAGCCGGUGGUUCAGCUUCAUGAACCCCUGGACUAAGGAGGUGGAGUACAUCGUCUCCACCAAUACUGUUGUGUCAUGUCCUGUGAUGGAAGGUUCAGACUACCCUCAGCCUGUGAACUCUCCACAGAGUAUGGACAGUGUUCUCACAUCAGAAGGUGGAGGGAGGAGGGCUCUGCAGACUGUACCUGGCAUCCCCGGAGGCACAAGAGCUGGAGCCGGCAAGAUUGGACGCAUGAUUGCAGAGGAAGUAAUGGAGAUCCAAAGGAUUCGGGGUUCCUCACCUUCCAGCUGUGGCUCUAGCCCUCUAAACAUCACCAGCACUCCUCCCCCUGAUACCUGCUCCCCAGGAGGAAAGAAGAUUCAGAAUGGAGGCACGCCUGAGCUGCCGAGCACAGGGAUAAUAGCUGGACCUGAUUCUGUAGGCUACCCCUACUCCAAUCAAUCAAUCAUGAGUGACAACUCCCACUUGAGCAUAGACAUUAUGGAUGAGACCGGCUCCAGCAGCCCCAGCAAUGAUGAGGCAGCCAUGGCUGUCAUCAUGUCCUUGCUUGAGGCAGACGCUGGGCUGGGUGGCCCUGUCGACUUCAGCGACCUGCCCUGGCCUUUGUGAAGAAGCUGCAGGGGGGGUGGGGGGUUACAGAGAGCAAGAUCAUGGCUCCAUCUUAGCACCAGAGCCUCUGAAGGAAAGAGUUGGUUCAGGUUGACUGUGGCGGCCGUUCCCUUCGCAAACAACUACACUGAAAAAUGUUCAUCUUAAAUUAAACUCUAACAGAAGACUUUUACUCUGAACACUGUUGAGUGCAUUUCAUUCUGGGAGGCCCUCACUUGUGUUCAGGUUUUACUCCUAUUCUUUGAUUCAUCAUUCCCUCUAGGUGGACCUACAGUUCAUCAAGACAAACAGGUUUUGUAUAACAACAAGGUGCUAAGAUGAUCAUUUUUUCCCGGUUAGUUGUAUGUAGACAAGGUGUUUACUAACAUUGCCAUAGUGAGGGACCUUUAUUUCGAACAGUCUAGCAAAUGGAAUUGCAAGUUACAGAUCUGUGGUGCUAACAUGUCCUGAUGGGUAAAAAUGAGUCCACUGGUGGCUCUGGGCCCUUAUCGCCAACAUCCAACAGACACAGACAGUGGUUACAGUUUGAGGUGGGAGGAGUGCUUAAUUGCUACCUCCUGCUGCAACCCUUUCAACAUCUCCAUGUACAUUCAGGUCUCCUUAAGGAGGCAACUAUCACGGCUGUGGUGCACUUCUCAUGAAAAUGACCAGCUCAUACAGGAUAGUGACAACGCUUAUCCUCUGAACCAGCUUGAAGGACAGUCUUAAUCUCUAAAUCCUAUGUAUGUGUAUUUCAGUUCACGAUAUUGAAAAAAGCCACAUAGUUGCUGUUUUCUCAUCUAACAUGACUUUUAACAGCUUUUUCUCCAAUCUAGUCUAAAGCUCAUAUUGAUAAGUUAUAUUUUCACAAAAUUGGUUAUCCUAAAACAAUAGCAGAAGCAAUUAUGGCAGAGCACAGUUAAAAUGUUAAAAUAUUUAACGAUCAAAAAUUUAAGCCUCAAAGCUUUUUUUAACCAUUAUUUCAUGCAACUUGAUGUGUUUUUACAAAAAACUGUUUUUUUUUUUUUUAUCCAAUAUUGCAUUCUUAGCUGGUUUUAGGAAAACUUUAGAGAUAAAGCCCACAGAGUAUGGGUCCCAUCACACUAUCAAUAACAAAUUUAAGAAAAAAAAUUGUGACACUGCAUUGAAGUUUUUUUUUUUUUUUACACUGCUAGUGAUAAUUGUGACAACAGAGUUACUCAGACCUGAGAUCAGUAACCAUACCAAUUCCUAAACACAACAAAUACACAACAACAACAUAUACACAAGGGGUAGCAGCGAGCAGCCACACAUAGGUUGAACAACUGGAAUUGAACAGGCAACCUCCAGGCCAACACUCUAUUCUCUGAGCCACCAAACCCAUCCACUGUGAGGAAAUGUUCUUCACUGCCACUAGCAAACAUGUGCCUGCAGGCUAAUUCGUAUUAGGCACCAAAAUAAAAACCUAUUGGUCAAGGUCACAGACACCUGCUCAUCUUCUCUCUACACAAUCCCCACAUGACACACUCGAGAGAAAGGUAAAAUUAGGCUCAGUUUUAAGAUUCAGCAUCGCCCUGUGUUAUGGUAGUUGUCAUUUAUGUCAAAUGAAUGAACAUUGUAAUGUGUUUGCUAUCACAAUGUGGGCUUUACAUUUAGCUGCUGAAACUGGUUUAAUUUUGGUUAAAUUCCAAUAAAAUGUACCUAAUUUUGAAUUUGGUCUUCUUAGCACUUAACUCAGAUAUACUGUUGCUGCAAUUAUGUUUUUAUAGAAACAACAUUUUUAUACAGAAACAUAAACCUCUAGAGAUGGAAUCAAACAGAGUAAGACAGAGAUAAUCAGCAUUCUCUAAUCACCCGCUGUCAUAAUUAACAGUGUCAGGACAAACGGCCAGGUGUAUGGAAUUCUUCAUUUAUUUAUCGAGUUUUCCCUCCAAUGAGUACCUCCUUUCCUCGCCAGAUUUGUGCUUUUAACAGGCCUUCAUACUAUCAGUUUGUUAGGAGUGGACACAGAGUAUGGGUGUAGAGCCCCACUGCCUGCCUCUAUGUAAGGAAAAUAUCUGAGCUACAAUACUCCCUAUAAGAAGGGCGAGUAUUACCUUAUACUCUCUUGAGAGUUUGAUGCUGAAUACAAAUUUUACGUUUACUACAAGACUGUCAUAUUUUAUUGACCUGAGGCAAUUGAAAUAUAGAAAUAAUGUUGAUAUACAAGAGAAAAUGUGCAUUUUAUUGCUUUUAAAAUGAUUCCAUAUUUAGAAUUAACUUUCUAAAACAGAAAUAAACAAUUAGAUAUUGCAGAUGUGGGUGGAAAUGUAUUACACAUUCAGAUUGCCUUUUCAUGACUAAAGGUACCUAUUUCUAAAUUUCACUAUAUAACGUUUGCAUAUUUGUUUACACUUUAGUUAGUUUCCAGUUUACUUUUGAUUGGCUGGACAGAAGUUCCAAAUUUUAUUUGGUUGAGAAAAUAUCUGCCUUAUAAUGAAAACAUAUUCUUUUAGAGUUUCUAAUCCUAAUACCCCCCCCCAUUAACCCCAGACAAACAUUUGGCAGACCUUUUUAAAUUCUUGUGGUAUCCUAAGCAGUGACAUUCAGUUCAGUCACGCUGAGCUGUUGGUCUGUUGAUUUCACUACCUGGUUAGUUCAGGCUCCACCCUCUCCUGUCCUUCUCUAAUGAGGCAGCAGCUGGCGAGGUCUCCCUCUAUAUCUGUUCUAGUGGUUUUCUGUUUCAAUGUUUUUAUGCUACACACUACAAUAAAGUGCUCCCCCUGUUGAUAUACCCCACCUGACAAUAAUGUAUCAAAUCUUUAAAUAUUAUCAUGUUAAAAGUAUACUUUAUGCAAAUAUAUAUGCGUAUGAUGAGUGUAUUGUAUGUAUCAGCAGUAAAAUAUUUUUAAAAUAAAAUUAUUUGUUUCUGUCAUUGUG
Betta splendens (Siamese fighting fish) is the source of this 5148-nucleotide messenger RNA. Its product is annotated as basic helix-loop-helix ARNT-like protein 1. The record is from RefSeq and is a predicted model, not a curated record. Bases 361 to 2271 code for a protein of 636 amino acids. The transcript is spliced from 20 exons. NCBI's taxonomy places the organism in Eukaryota, Metazoa, Chordata, Actinopteri, Anabantiformes, Osphronemidae. Gene Ontology annotation, biological process: circadian rhythm; regulation of transcription by RNA polymerase II. Gene Ontology annotation, molecular function: protein dimerization activity; DNA-binding transcription factor activity, RNA polymerase II-specific; RNA polymerase II cis-regulatory region sequence-specific DNA binding. Gene Ontology annotation, cellular component: cytoplasm; nucleus; transcription regulator complex.